This is a messenger RNA of Magallana angulata, 2612 nucleotides long. Its product is annotated as tumor necrosis factor-like. The coding region runs from base 470 to 1513 and encodes 347 amino acids. Gene Ontology annotation, molecular function: tumor necrosis factor receptor binding. Gene Ontology annotation, cellular component: membrane. The record is from RefSeq and is a predicted model, not a curated record. Gene Ontology annotation, biological process: immune response. The transcript has 4 exons. NCBI's taxonomy places the organism in Eukaryota, Metazoa, Mollusca, Bivalvia, Ostreida, Ostreidae.
CUUUAAACAAUAUUAAGAGGGGUAUUUGAGUGUAUAAGCACCAGGUUCCAUUUAAUAUUGGGAGUUUGCAUGGAAGAGAUUGAAUAAAUUUACGCUGAGAGAAUCUAUUGGAUAAACAGACAACCACGUGUGUAUUGGUAGCAUUAGACGGUGUACACAACAAUACGUGAAUAACUCAAUGAGCUAUCGUUAUCGGGAGUGUGCGCGUACAUAUAUUGACUGUGUGUACACAUCUACAUUUUCAAAAGUUUAAAUCACGUAACGAGAGACUAUCGCGAACGGAGAACGAGAUUCCUGUAUUUAUCGUGCAGUGGUUGUCGCUAUAGCUGGCGAUUUACUUCCUCGGAAAAAAAUCGGUUUUUCUCUCUCUCUCUCGCUAUCUAACGGACAGAAACACAUGUAAUUGAUUCAAACGCUGGUUUCACCAAUAGAGACCGGGCGUGUAUAUUAACCGUGUCGAAGGGGGAAAAUGUCAGAGGAUAUCAAAAACAUGUCUGAAGAUCAGGAGCCAGAGAGUUACGACGUAUUACUGAGGAAUGGCGUGAAACCGAACGAUCUCUACAAUAACGGGAAACCAACAAAAAUGGACUGUCCAAACUUUAGGUUGGAACUACUACAGAGUGAAUAUCUAAGACUUAGGAGAUAUUUGUAUGGAUUAACAGCGGUUGUAGUGACAGGGAUUUUGAUACUGAUAAUUGUGGUAGCUGUCCUUUUUGGUAAAUUAAGUCAUGACUUGAUUAAUCAUGAACACAAACCCAAGGUAGGGGAACAGAUUUCGGCCAUGCUGAAGAACAAUGAACUUUGUGUACCCUGUAUGAACAUUAGGUCGGGACCAAGUGCGGAAGAGAAUGAAAUUCUGGACAAAUUCGCCAGGAAGUUCGAAGAAAAUGUGGAAAUGUGUUGUGUAGAAACUCCAUCAGAAUUACUGCUGAUGUUGGAAUUGUUCAUAGAAAAACGAUACAGAGAAGAAUCGGCUAAAGGUAACAUCCCAGUGACAGGGGAGCUGGUUUCCGUGGGAACGCAUCAGACGGCGGCCCAUCUUCUCGGCUCAUUGGAGCACCUGGAGGAUAACCAUGAAAAAGGCACCCGUUUUUCAGUCCCACACUGGAUUUACGACAGAGACAUCGCCUUCAUCAGCAACAUGAAAUACCAGCACGGAAGACUGGUGGUGCCCUCUGACGGCUACUAUUACGUCUACAGCCAGGUGUCGUUCUUAGAACUGUAUUCCGGAAGUAGCGGAGGCACACGGGCCGAUUCCGUCUCCCACUUCCUGUGUCGCUAUAAUAUCAUCUACCCCAACGGAGGGGAGGAAACUCUGGCACAGAACACGGUCAGCAAAUCCUCGAACAAUCAGGUGGUGGGGGAGUACAGCAGCCACUUGGGGGCGCUGUUCAAACUACGGAAAGAUGACGAGGUGUACGUGAAAGUUUCGGAUUUGUCGCUCAUGGUUCGUGACGUCAGGAAGAACUACUUCGGGAUCUUUAGACUGUCAAAUAUCACACAGAAAGAGUGAGGGAUGUGGAUUCCAUAUUGAAUAAUCCUUUGUCAUUGAUUCAUCAAACCGUCACUUUUUUAAUUAAACGUAAAAUGAGUGUCUUUGUUAAAGUUAGAAAAGCUGAGACAAAAUUCCAUCUCAUCAAUUAAACAGAUUUCGUUUAAGGAAUAAGUUCAUUACAUUAUAAGAAAAAAUAGAAUAUGUGUAUAUGUAAUUUCAUUUGUAGCAAACAUUAGUGGGAGAUGGUUUAAUAUGAGUGCAGUUUAAAAACAUGUAUAAGUUACUGUAAUGUAUUCUAAUGUGUGUAUGUGUGUGUGUGUGUGUGUGAGAGAGAGAGAGAGAGAGAGAGAGAGAGAGAGAGAGAGAGAGAGAGAGAGAGAGAGAGAGAGAGAGAGAGAGAGAGAAAUGAUAGUGUUUCAUAUUCUACUAAGAUUUUGGGGAUAUUUUGAUUGCUAUUUGAAUUUGAGAGAGAGAUCUAGAGUUGCUUACAUGUACCAUGAACAGCUAUAGACGGUGUGUAUUUGUGUACAAUAUUCAGAGAGAAUUUGCUUUGAAACUCAUUUUCUUUUUGCUACCAAUAUGUUCUCGGUGAUUAUUAGUCAGUUGUGUAAUCAUAAUUGAUCAUGAUUAUGAUUGAUUAAGAUCAUGAUUAUGAUCACGGUUAUGAUCAUUAAUCACUAUAAUAUGUUAACUGGUCUUUGGUUCUUAACUGCCAAUUUAUUGUGUAUUUGCUAACUUGCAACUACUGAUAGAAUAUAUUAAUCAGUUGUAUGAUUAUUAUUUUUUCCAUAUAUUUCUCUUACUUUUACUGGAAACUAACCAACAGAAAAUAGGUAUAUUGAUAAGUAAUUGGGUUUUUGUUCCUUAAUUUGGAUUGAUUUUAUAUGAUAAGGUACAUGUAAUUAUCCUCUCUAUGCUACUGGCGUGUUAUUCCGUAGAUACUUUGUUUAUUUUAGUAGAAUUUUCUUGGUUUUUUUUCUGUUUUGUUCCUGACUUGAAAAGUCAGUUUUUUCUGUUUGACUUUUUUCUUUUUCUUUUAUAGGAUAUAUAUGUAUACCUGUAUUUUUGUAAUGAAACUGACAGUGUCAUACAAAUAAAACCAAUUAUGAACGUGGGA